This is a messenger RNA of Oryza brachyantha (malo sina), 1494 nucleotides long. RefSeq names its product UDP-glycosyltransferase 91C1-like. The transcript has 2 exons. Bases 1 to 1494 code for a protein of 497 amino acids. The record is from RefSeq and is a predicted model, not a curated record. Lineage: Eukaryota; Viridiplantae; Streptophyta; Magnoliopsida; Poales; Poaceae. Gene Ontology annotation, molecular function: UDP-glycosyltransferase activity.
AUGGCGGCCACGCCUGCUUCUUCUUCUUCUUCUUCUUCUUCUCCACUCCACAUCGUGGUGUUUCCAUGGCUGGCCUUCGGUCACAUAAUCCCCUUCCUCGAGCUCUCCAAGCGGCUGGCCAGGCGAGGCCUCGCCGUCACCUUCGUCUCCACGAGGCGGAACGCCGACAGGCUGGGCGCGAUCCCUCCGGCGCUGUCCACCCACCUCCGCGUCGUGCCGCUGGACCUUCCGGCCGUCGACGGCCUGGCGGACGGCGCCGAGUCGACGGCCGACGUCCCGCCGGAGAAGGUCGGGCUCCUCAAGAAGGCGUUCGACGGCCUCGCGGCGCCCUUCGCUAGCCUUGUCGCCGAGGCCGCCUGUGCCACCGGAGGUGUCGCCGCCGCCUCCUCCAAGUUCUCGAGGAAGCCGGACUGGAUCAUACUCGACUUUGCCCAGAACUGGAUAUGGCCGAUCGCCGAGGAGCACGAGAUCCCAUGUGCCAUAUUCUCCAUCUUCCCAGCGGCCAUGGUGGCCUUCGUUGGCCCAAAACAAGAGAACCUAGCUCACCGGCGUACAAAGGCAGAGGACUACAUGGUGCCGCCGCCAUGGAUCCCCUUUCCCUCCACCGUCGCGUACCGACGGCGGCACGAGGCGAAGUGGGUCGCGGCUGGGUUCAGGCCCAAUGCCUCCGGCGUGUCCGACAGCGACCGUUUCUGGCAGUCGGAGCGUCCCUCCUGUCGCCUCAUCAUCUGCCGCAGUUGCCCCGAGGCGGAGCCGAGGCUGUUCCCACUCCUCACCAAGCUCUUCGCUAAGCCGGUCGUCCCCGCCGGCCUCCUUAUGCCUCCUAGUGUCGACGACGACGAUGUCGGUGUGUACACCGCAACGUCCGACCAGUCCUUCACGCCAGCCAUGAAGUGGCUGGACGAUCAGCCUGACAGGUCGAUCAUCUAUGUCGCUUUGGGGAGCGAGGCGCCACUGACCCAGGACCAGGUGCGCGAGCUCGCCCAUGGGCUGGAGCUCUCCGGCGUUCGUUUCCUCUGGGCGCUCCGUCCGCCGAGCUGGCACGCCGACAGCGACACCGUCGGCACCGUCCUCCCGAAUGGGUUCGAGUUGCGCGUCGCGCCGCGCGGCGUGAUCUCUGCCCGGUGGGUUCCUCAGCUCCACGUGCUGGCGCACCGCGCGGUGGGUGGGUUCCUGACGCACUGCGGCUGGAGCUCCAUCUUCGAGAGCCUCCGGUUCGCGCUGCCGCUAGUGCUGCUGCCACUCUUCGCCGACCAGGGCCUGGGCGUGCAGGCGCUGCCGGCGAGGGACAUCGGCGUGGAGGUGGCGAGGAAUGACGCCGACGGGUCGUUCCGUAGAGACGACGUGGCGGCGGCGGUGCGGCGGGUGAUGGUGGAGGAGGAGGGGAAGACGUUGGCUCGUAGGGCUAAAGAGUUGCGUGACAUUCUCGGAGACAAGCAGCGGCAGGAGGUGUACCUUGACGAGCUUGUUAGCUACUUGCAGUGCUACAAAUGA